Molecule: messenger RNA, 1424 nt
Organism: Lynx canadensis (Canada lynx)
Lineage: Eukaryota; Metazoa; Chordata; Mammalia; Carnivora; Felidae
Gene: RAP1A
Product: RAP1A, member of RAS oncogene family
Exons: 8
Coding region: 144-698 (184 amino acids)
Biological process (GO): Rap protein signal transduction; negative regulation of synaptic vesicle exocytosis; cellular response to cAMP
Cellular component (GO): plasma membrane
Molecular function (GO): GTP binding; GDP binding; GTPase activity
Source: RefSeq, a predicted model, not a curated record
GCUCUCGAGGCCGCUGCCGCCGCUGCCGCCGUCGCCGCGCAGAGCCGGAGCAGGAGCCACGGCCGAGAAGAGGGAGGAGGUGGAGGAGGAGGUGGAGGAGGCGCCGGACCGGGGGGAUUGUCAGUAUUUAGACAGACCACAUCAUGCGUGAGUACAAGCUAGUGGUCCUUGGUUCAGGAGGCGUGGGGAAGUCUGCUCUGACAGUUCAGUUUGUUCAGGGAAUUUUUGUUGAAAAAUAUGACCCAACGAUAGAAGAUUCCUACAGAAAGCAAGUUGAAGUAGAUUGCCAACAGUGUAUGCUUGAGAUCCUGGACACAGCAGGAACAGAGCAAUUUACAGCAAUGAGGGAUUUGUAUAUGAAGAAUGGCCAAGGGUUUGCACUAGUAUAUUCUAUCACAGCUCAGUCCACGUUUAAUGACUUACAGGACCUGAGGGAACAGAUUUUACGGGUUAAGGACACAGAAGAUGUUCCAAUGAUUUUGGUUGGCAAUAAAUGUGACCUGGAAGAUGAGCGAGUAGUUGGCAAAGAACAGGGUCAGAAUUUAGCAAGACAGUGGUGUAACUGUGCCUUUUUAGAAUCUUCUGCAAAGUCAAAGAUCAACGUUAAUGAGAUAUUUUAUGACCUGGUCAGACAGAUAAAUAGAAAAACACCAGUGGAAAAGAAGAAGCCUAAAAAGAAAUCAUGUCUGCUGCUUUAGACCCACAGUAAGCAGCAGCUCUGAGCCAGAUUACAGGAAUGAAGAACUGUUGCCUAAUUGGGAAGUGCCAGCAUUCCAGACCUUCAAAAAUUAAAUCUGAUGAAGAGGCUUCUCCUGUUUUAUAUAUUAUGUGAAGAAUUUAAAUCUUGUAUUGGUUUGCACAAACUCCCUGGAGAAAAAAAAUUGCUCUGUGUAUAUCUCUUGGAAAAUAAGACAAUAGUAUUUCUCCUUUGCAAUAGCAGUUAUAACAGAUGUGAAAAUAAAUAUACUUGACUCUAAUAUGAUUAUACAAAAGAGCAUGGAUGCAUUUCAAAUGUUAGAUAUUGCUACUAUAAUCAGAUGAUUUCAUAUUGACCUUUUUAUCAUGAUUCCUCCCUGUCAAGCACUAAAAAGUUGAACCAUUAUACUUUAUAUCUGUAAUGAUAUAGAUUAUGAAAUUUCCCCUCAAACUCAUUGCAGCAGAUAACUUUUUGAGUCAUUGACUUCAUUUUAUAUUUAAAAAAUUAUGAAAUAUCAUUCUGUCAUUAUAUUCUAAUUAAAAUUGUUUGUGCAUAAAGCUUUGGAAAAAUGGGUCUUUUAUAGGAAAAAAAACUGGGAUAACUGAUUUCUAUGGCUUUCAAAGCUAAAAUAUAUAAUAUACUAAACCAACUCUAAUAUUGCUUCUUGUGUUUUACUGUCAGAUUAAAUUACAGCUUUUAUGGAUGAUUAAAUUUUAGUACAUUUUCA